AUGAAGGAACUUUUUACGGAAACUUCUCAAUAUCGUAACUGGUAUUAUUCAAAAGAACAAUUACAAGAAAUUCGUGAAAAAAACUAUACGUCAGCUGUAAAACGAGUAAAACAAAAGGUGUUGGAAGAAUUUGAAUUGCAAAAACAAAAUUCUGCAAAAUCAACGCCUACACGUGGAGAACAACCUGAACGAGUAAAUUCUCCGCGUAUAAAUCCGUCCGAAAUCGAAUAUUUAAAAAUGGAAGAUGAAUUAGCAUUGUGUAAUUAUUAUCAAACACAAAUCGGUCCUUUGGCAAACCAAUUUCCCGAGGAAAUUCGAAAAAAUAAAUUCACAGAUAAAGUGAAGGCAAGUGCAAUAACAUAUGUAAAGAGAUUUUAUUUGCGGAAUACCAUCAUGGACUAUCAUCCUAGGGAUAUAAUUAUAACUUGUCUUUUCCUCGCUGCAAAAACCGAAUUCUCAUUUGUAGCCAUUGAGGAUUUCAUUAAAUUGUUUCCUAGAGUGACCAAGGAGGUUAUUUUCGAUUUAGAAUUAACAGUUGCGCGAAGUUUAAGAUAUGAAUUUGCUGUCCAUCAUCCGUAUCUUGGGGCGUACGGAUUAUUUCUGGAUAUGCAGACGGUUUUAAAAGAUGCGAAAAAAAUACAAGUCGUAUACGAAAAAUCUAAAGAAUUUAUUCACAGAUCUCUUUUCACUGACACAAUGUUUCUUUACCAACCAUCACAAAUUGCAUUGGCGACAGCACGUAUGGCUGCCAAAGAAAUAAAUCUUGAUUUGAAUAGUUAUUUACGUGCAAAAUUUAACUCAGAACCAGAUAGACUAGAUAAUUUAUAUAAGACACUUGAUGAAAUUGAAAGGACAAUAAAAGAAUAUGAACCCACACCUGUUAAUAAAGCGAAAGAAAUUGAUGCUAGGUUGCAUAAAUGUAAAAAUCCCGAAAAAAAUCCUAAUAGUGCGAUUUCGAGGAAGAGAAAGCUUGAAAGAGAAGGACUUGAAAAUGCUGAUAAUCAUAAAAAAAAAAGAAAUCAAGAUGAAUAUCAAAAAUCUUUAGAAGAUUUCAUACAAAGCGCUACUUCAUCUUAUUACAUACUCGGAAUGUCUUCUGUCACAAGAUCUUCAGAGCCUAUAAGUGUAGAGUGCUACUCUGUAGGUGCUGAAAUUGGUCGGGGAUCUUUUGCAACCGUUUAUAAGGGCUAUAUUAAGAAAACACGUGCACCUAUUGCCAUAAAGUCUGUAUUGCGAUCUAAAUUAACCAGAAAAUUACUUGAAAAUUUGGAAUCCGAAAUACAAAUUCUUAAAGGAAUUCGUCAUGAUCAUAUUGUUCAAUUAGUUGAUUGUAAGAAAACCGAUUCUCAUAUUUACUUAAUUAUGGAAUUUUGUUCUAUGGGUGAUCUGUCACAUUAUAUAAAACGACGUGGUAAUUUAAAUAGCAUCAACGCAGUCGAUCCAGGUGCAAAACCUACCAUGAGUGGCUUGAACGAAUAUGUUGUUCGUCAUUUCCUAAAACAACUAGCAAAUGCGUUGGAGUUUUUAAGAUCACAAAACCUAAUACAUCGUGAUAUCAAACCUCAGAAUCUAUUAUUGCUGCCGCCACCUGCCGAUAAGCAAAAGGAAUCCAUCGUCGGUUCACCUGAUCUUCCAAUUUUAAAAAUUGCUGACUUUGGUUUUGCUCGUAUAUUACCAUCUACUAGUAUGGCAGAGACAUUGUGUGGUUCUCCACUUUAUAUGGCUCCAGAGAUAUUACGUUAUGAAAAAUAUGAUGCUAAAGCUGAUCUUUGGAGCGUUGGUGCUGUUUUGUAUGAAAUGAGUGUUGGUAAACCUCCAUUUAGGGCUGCAAAUCACGUUGAGUUAUUAAGAAAAAUUGAAAUCAGAGGUGAUAAAGUUAGAUUUCCUAAUGAACCAAUUGAUUUAACAGAAGAUUUUCAAUCAAAUCCUACAAAGACAUCUACAACCAAUAAAAACAGUGGUGUAACGUAUCGAGUUAUUAGUGAAGAUAUUAAAGAUUUAAUAAGACAAUUGUUGAAACGUAAUCCUGUCGAACGUAUUUCAUUCGAGGAAUUCUUUAUGCAUGUGUGUGUUGCGGGGAGGUUAGAACCCAUGCAACCAAAGCCUUCUGCUAGAACAGUGCAUUCAAAAAAUAGAACCAGUCAUGAUUCGAAAGGUGUUACUAUAGCAGUAACGACAAACAUCCAGGAAAAUGAACUCAAUAAUAAUCAUGUUAGGGAUAGGUCAAGAUCAUCUCCGGUUCCAGUAACUUCUAAUAGUAACCAAUUGGAAAAUCCACAAAUUCACACUAGAUCUAAUUCAUCCCGUAAAGUCUGUGAAAUAUCACAGAAAGGCAACACAAAUUUGGAUUUGCAAAAACCUUUGAAUUUGGAAGCAAAUCAGAAACGAAGUAAUGAAAAUGAAACUUCAACUGGUCGGUCAAAUGGAGAUGAAUUAACCGGUUAUGAAUUUGAAAGAGAAUAUGUUCUUGUUGGAUCGAAACGGACUGUAGAAGUCAAUGAAUUAGCAGAUGAACUUGCCGCAUCACCAAAACAUCAAUAUGGAAAUAAAGGUGCUAUUGUACUAGCUGGUCUUUCCAACCAAUCAGAUCUCCAAUAUCGUACACCACCACCCAAUGCAAACACUUCAGGAUCUUACCUUCUUUCGACAACGCCACCUUUCGCUUUACCCAUUACUAUAAAUCACGAGAGGGCCAAUUCCGUUGGUAGCAACAAUAGCGCGUCAUCAGCUCUAGCGAGGGCUUUAUCUGCCGCUUCAGAUCGUUUGUUUGGAACAGGCAACUCUCCUCCAUCUUGGAGUGACAAAUAUUCAAAACAUAAAGGGAAUGCUAUUGUAAUUCCUUCCGCUGAUUUGAUGAAUGAUCCCGCAGAGGAGGCAGUUGUUAAAACAAUUGAAGAACAUGCACAUAAAGCGUAUGUCAUUUUCCAGUUCGCUAAAACGAAAUUUAAUAAACUCUUGCCACCACCGCCAUCAUCCAGUAGCGACAUGGUGGAUGAUACGCCUGUCUCAGAUAAUGUAGCCGUGGUAUUCGCGGAGGAAGCGUUUGUUUUAUAUUUAAGGGCACUUGCUUUUUUGCAGGCUGCCAUGGAUAGUGCUAAAGAAUAUUGGACAAAUGUAGGAGAAAAGAAUUCAAAUUAUCCUGGUGGAAAACGAGCUUCUCCAAGAUUAAUUGCUGCUGUACAAUGGGUUCGUGCAAGGUUUAAUGAAUGUUGUGAUAAGGCAGAAUAUGCUAAAUCAAAUUUUCCAAUCGAAGAAAAUGUUAUAGUAGAAAGACUUCUCUAUGAUCGAGCACUUGAAAUGAGUCGCCAAGCAGCCGUCAAUGAAUUGGUUGGAGAAGACUUACCUGCAUGUGAAAAAGCGUAUCAAUCCGCUAUUUACAUGUUGAAUAGUAUUCUAGAUGUUCCUCCAUAUUCCGAAGAAAUGAUCGGUAAUGAUGAUCGAAAAGUUAUAAAUAGUUUUAUUAAGGAAAUUACCAAACGAUUAGGUUCAUUACAAAAGAAAUUGGUUAAUACAGAAAUCCCAGUAGUAACAGGUCAAAAUGGAAGUCUCGGAUAA
Messenger RNA from Funneliformis caledonium, 3555 nucleotides. NCBI's taxonomy places the organism in Eukaryota, Fungi, Glomeromycota, Glomeromycetes, Glomerales, Glomeraceae. The record is from the annotation of a GenBank genome assembly.